Molecule: messenger RNA, 2982 nt
Organism: Athalia rosae (coleseed sawfly)
Lineage: Eukaryota; Metazoa; Arthropoda; Insecta; Hymenoptera; Athaliidae
Product: putative fatty acyl-CoA reductase CG5065
Exons: 4
Coding region: 1104-2609 (501 amino acids)
Biological process (GO): long-chain fatty-acyl-CoA metabolic process
Cellular component (GO): peroxisome
Molecular function (GO): alcohol-forming very long-chain fatty acyl-CoA reductase (NADP+) activity
Source: RefSeq, a predicted model, not a curated record
ACGACAUCACCGUCAUAAAAUGCACUCCACCGUGGAGUGGCGGUAUAAUCGUUUCACCACCUCCGAUCAUUUAUAUUGAUGAGUUAGUUCAAGAUUUUUUUGCAUAAAUUAUCUAUUUACGAGUCUCCGUUUCUGAAUAAACUUAUAAAAUAAUGUGAGAAAAAUAUGACUCGUGAUGCAAGUUACUCGCGAGGGGUUUCGCACUUUUACGCUUAUUUUUACUCUGAAAAGAACCUUUGUCGUAAUUCAGUAUUCCCGAACGUCACGGUUUCACUCAAUGAUCAUUCGAAAUUAGUAUACAAGCUCCUUAUUCAUCUCGCGAAAUUCAUCAACGCUCGCUCUUACUCGGAACAACAACAAGAAAAACAACAACCACCCGAAAUAUGGAAUGGAAUAACAUUCGAUACGACGAAUAAAAAUAUCACGUAGCCAUUUCAAGAUUUCUUUUUUCCUUUUACCAAAUUAUCAAAUUGACUUUACGAUAGGAAAAAAUAUGCGCGUCACCUAUAUCGAACCGCUGCGUGAAGAGAAUAACGCGAUUGUUAAUUUUUCUAAUUUUUCUCUUCAAUUAUCGCACCGAUGAGACGGAUUCGGUAGACAAUUGUAUAUUAGCACCAUAAUAUCCGACCAACAAUAUAUGGUAGGGGUAAGCAAAACAGAAAAAUAUCCACACGCGUACCAGUACUUCUAUACGUGUUAUUGACGACGCGUUUUAGACUUUUAGAGCGUGUUGAAUUUUUCCCCCCCCCCCCUCCAAAAGUUUGACCUACCUGAAAAUGAAUUAUAAAUAUUCGUACACGGAGCAGAUCGUGGGAGCAUUGAAUGGAUCAGUCGUAUGGUGACCACGGGAACUUUGAUGUGUUUUGUAUCGGACGGUUGACGGAAAGUCGAAGAUUAAAUAGUGCAGGAGUAGAGAAGAAAAAAAAAGAAAAAAGAAAAAAGAAAAAGAGAGAGAUAGAGAGAGAGAGAAAGAAGAAAAAAAAACGGAAUAAAUCAGAAACUAUAAUAACAAAAAUAAUAAAAAUCAGACCUACUAAAGAGCGAAGAGAGAUCUGGUAUUCUAAUCUUUGGGCCAGUAGCGUUCAAGACACCGUGCGUUCGACAUGGACCGCGAUUCCGAGAUAUCCAAAUGGUUCCGAGGCCGGUCGAUUUUCGUUACCGGAGCGACCGGAUUCAUGGGCAAAGUGCUCGUUGAAAAAUUACUGAGAUCCUGUCCCGACGUUGGUACGAUAUUCGUGCUGGUCAGAAAGAAGAAGGAGGUCCUGUCGAAGGACAGGGUAGAGGACAUGUUCAAGUCGCGUUUGUUCGAUCACCUUCGCGCGGCCGGUAUCAAUCCGAAGGACAGAAUAGUGGCGAUUUCCGGUGACGUAGCCAAGCCGAAUCUGGGCAUAUCCGCGGACGAGACGCGUCUCCUCCACCAAACUGUGUCCGUCGUUUUUCACGUAGCGGCCACGGUCAGGUUCAACGAAUCGCUGAAACUCGCCAUCGAGAUGAACGUCAACGGGACCAAAGCCAUCCUGAAUCUGUGCGAGGGGAUGGUGAACCUCAAAGCGGUCGUUCACGUAUCAACCGCCUACGCCAACUGUGACAUACCUCUGAUAAAGGAAAGGGUUUACCCGCCUCCGUACACCGUCAGCAAAAUCGAAUACUGCGUUUCCGGUCUCGACGACGAUCUCUUGGAUUCGAUCACGCCGAGAUUGAUCGGCAACCACCCCAACACGUACACAUUUACGAAGGCGUUGUCGGAGCACGUGGUCGCCGGAUAUUCGGAGAAGUUGCCGGUCGUCAUCGUUCGACCUUCGAUAGUUUCGGGCUCUUGGAAGGAGCCGAGACCCGGUUGGGUGGACAGCCUUAACGGACCCACUGUGCUCAUUAUCGGCGUUGGAAAGGGACUACUGAAAACCAUAUGGGGGAAAAAGGAGAUGGUCGCUGACCUUAUACCCGUCGACGUCUGCAUCAAUUUGUUCAUAGCCGCUGCUUGGGAGAUAGGGAGCAGAAAGGAGUCGAGUUUGGUACACGACGUGCUGGUUUACAACUGCGUCUCAAGUCCGUCGAAUCCCAUCAACUGGAACAUGUUCACCAGAGAAAUUCUCGACUGUUCGACGCGGUACGCUAUGAGCGAUAUCGUUAUGAAUCCGGAGUUACUGAUGACCGAUUCGAGGAGCACCCGGGCGUGGAGAAAUUUCUUUCACCAGGACAUACCCGCCGCCGUCGCCGACUCCUACGCGUGGGUCACGGGGGGAAAACCGAGAUUCAGACGGUAUCAGGAAAAAGUGAAGAAGGCCGCCGAAAUGCUCGAGUUUUUCACGACCCACGAGUGGAUAUUCGAAGCCCAUAACGUGGAGAAAUUGAAGCAGCGAUUGUCGCCGGUCGAUCGUGAGAUAUUCAACUGCGACGUAUCCGAUAUGGAGUGGAGGGAGUACGUGACCAGCUAUUUUAUGGGCAUUCGGCGCUACGUGAUGCUCGAAAAAGACGAAACGUUGAAGAAAACUAGGAAACAGGUCAUCAGGAUGGCCUUCGUUAAUAAAAUUCUACGCUUUGGUCUGUUCUCGGUUGUCGCCGUCGGCAUAAAACGCCUCUACGAACUUUCGUUGACUAACUUACUUUGAAUCGACCCGGUCUAUUAUAGAGCUAACUGACUAAGUUUGCGAGGUUGUUAUCGGCUGUAACCACGUUACGGAAUACGAGUUAUCCUUCCGAUCGGCGCGGCCGUUUCGAAUCGGACGAAUUGGAGAGGCCGGGACCCGGAGCGGAAAUUGCUAUUAACCACGGGCAGAAUAUCCCGCAACUUGCGGUACACAACGAUUGACCGGACCCCAUAUUUUACACGCCCCGAACUCCGGCCGACGAGUUUGUCGAGAUUGCGGUGAUCGCAUGGAUUAUCAGUUAUAAUCAAAGCUAGCGAUAAGUGAAAUUAUUAUUUAUACUCUGUAGCUGUUAUACUAUAUUGGACGUGCAAUAAAAUUCACGAUUCUAAUUAAA